Molecule: messenger RNA, 681 nt
Organism: Acanthosepion pharaonis
Lineage: Eukaryota; Metazoa; Mollusca; Cephalopoda; Sepiida; Sepiidae
Source: the annotation of a GenBank genome assembly
AUGAAUUUUAUCUAUCUAUCUAUCUAUCUAUCUAUCUAUCUAUCUAUCUAUAUAUAUAUAUAUUUAUAUAUAUGUCUCUCUCUCUCUCUCUCUCUCUCUCUCCUCCUUCCCUCUCUCUCUCUCUCUCUCUCUUUCUCUUUGUCUCUCUUUUAUUUUCUUUACUUGAAAAGAAGCAACGAAGGACAAAAUUAUCUAUCUAUCUAUCUAUCUAUCUAUCUAUCUAUCUAUCUAUCUAAGCCUGUUCUUAUCUACCUAUCUAUCUAUCUCAGUCUGUUCAUAUCUACCUAUUAUCUCAGUCUGUUCAUAUCUAUCUAUCUAUCUAUCUAUCUAAUCUGUUCAUAUCUAUCUAUCGAUGUAAGUCUGUUCGCAUCUAUCUAUUUAUCUAUGCUUGGGCUUCGCGUAUCUAUCUAUCUAUUUAUCUAUCUAUUCCAUAUCUUAGUCUCUCUCUCUCUCUCUCUCUCUCCAUCUAUCUGUCUUUUGUUCAUAUAUCUAUUUAUCGCCGUCUGUUCAUAUAUCUGUCAAUCUCCUUCUGUUCAUCUAUCUUUCUAUCCAUCUAUCUAUUUAUCUCUGUUUGUUCAUCUAUCUAUCUAUCUAUCUAUCUAUCUAUCUAUCUAUCUCAGUCUAUUGAUUUAUCUAUCUAUCUAUCUAUCUCAGUCUAUUGAUUUAUCUAUCUGUCUAUGA